Colletotrichum lupini is the source of this 378-nucleotide messenger RNA. RefSeq lists its product as uncharacterized. Lineage: Eukaryota; Fungi; Ascomycota; Sordariomycetes; Glomerellales; Glomerellaceae. The transcript has a single exon. The record is from RefSeq and is a predicted model, not a curated record. The coding region runs from base 1 to 378 and encodes 125 amino acids. Gene Ontology annotation, biological process: phospholipid biosynthetic process. Gene Ontology annotation, molecular function: phosphatidylserine decarboxylase activity.
AUGGCGCAUCUCGAGGCCGAUACCGUCGGCGACGGACAGGUGCGUAUGAUGGGCGGGGCGGACGCUUCCGAGAACCCGGGAUAUCAGUUCCUUCAGACAAGGGGGUUGGUGGUGAUUGAGAACCCGGUGCUCGGCAAGGUUGCGUUCUUGCCCAUCGGGAUGGCCAUGGUAUCGUCUGUGGACUUGUUUGUCGCAGAGGGGGAUGUGCUGAGGAAGGGGGACGAGGUUUCGUGUUUCCGGUUUGGAGGGUCGGAUGUCAUUUGCAUCUUCCAGGAAAAGGCCGGGGUGAGGGUUGAAGAUUUCAUUCCAACGGCUGGUGGGUUUUCAAAGUAUGGGAGCAUCUUGGCUAGAGCGCCGAUGGGAGGUUCUCGCAUGUAA